AUGGAACGAGCUACUCAGAACUCUUUCUUCUCCGACUCAGAGAAGCCAGACUACUCCGAUCGGGAGUUUGGCCAAGAUCCGGACACGGAGAAGGACAUUGAGCGCGGACCAGCCCCGCGCUCCCCGGCGAGCUCCCGGGCGGCGUCCGAGACAGCAGAUGCCACGCCGGAGCCAGCCACGACCGACGCCACCGCCCCUGCCAAGGCUCCGGGCAGCGGCAUUCCGGACGGCGGGUGGGAUGCGUGGCUGCAAGUGAUCGGAUCGUGGGUCAUUCUCGUGGAUACGUGGGGUUUGAUAAAUACUUUCGGCGUCUUCCAGACAUAUUAUGAGACCGAGCUGCUCCCGGACACGCCCUCGUCCAGCAUCUCCUGGAUUGGAUCGUUGCAGGGCUCGCUUCUGAUGCUCGUCGGCGUCAUUUCAGGCCCACUAUAUGAUGCAGGCUACUUCCGGCACCUAGUGGCUGGUGGACUCUUUCUCAUUGUCUUAGGGCAGUUCAUGACUUCACUAUGCAAGACGUACUGGCAGCUCCUCUUGGCCCAAGGCAUCUGCAUCGGUGUGGGAAUGGGACUUAGCUUCCUGCCUUCGGCAGCCAUUCUCGCGCAAUACUUCCAUAAGCGUCGGGCGCUCGUCCUUGGCCUCUCCUCGUCCGGCUCGCCUCUGGCCGGUAUUGUCUUUCCUAUCAUCUUCUCGCGCCUGCAGCCACGCAUCGGCUUUGGCUGGGCCACUCGCGUGAUUGCCUUCAUCCUGCUCGGCAUCUCCGUCAUACCCGUCGUGUUCAUGAAGACACGGAUACCAGCAAACAAGGGCAAAAAGCGCUCCUUCAUCGACACCAGCGCCCUGCGCGACGUCCCCUACAUGCUCUUCGUCGUGGGCUGCUUCUUUGGCUUCCUGGUGCUGUAUGUGGCCUUCUUCUACACGCAGCUAUUCGACGUCACGCAUCACCUCAGCAGCCUCGACUUCGCGCCUUACACGGUCACGAUGCUCAACGUGGGCAGCGUCUUCGGGCGCGUCCUGCCCAACUACUUCGCCGACAAGGUCGGCAGCCUCAACGUGCUGAUCGUGUGCGCGUCCACCAGCGCCGUGCUGCUGUUCGGCUGGAUGGGCAUCCACAACCUCGGCGGCUUGAUAGUCUUCGCGCUGUUGUACGGCCUCUUCUCCGGCGGUCUGGUCAGCGUCACCCCGUCGGUGGUCAUGGGCCUGACGCCGGAUCUGAGCAAGAUGGGCGCACGGAUGGGUGUCACUUUCCUAGCAUCCGGCAUCUCGAUCCUGGUUGGGACGCCGAUCGCUGGCGCGAUUGUCGGCGAUUUCAGUCGGGAGAGAUGGCUGGGGGUUAUGGGUUACGCUGCUGCUGGUCUUAUUCUUGGGGCAAGCUUUUACGUAGCCGCGCGAAUUUUGCUGUACAAGAAAAAGGGAGGCUGGCGAGCAUAA
Molecule: messenger RNA, 1428 nt
Organism: Phaeoacremonium minimum UCRPA7
Lineage: Eukaryota; Fungi; Ascomycota; Sordariomycetes; Togniniales; Togniniaceae
Product: putative major facilitator superfamily transporter protein
Exons: 1
Coding region: 1-1428 (475 amino acids)
Biological process (GO): transmembrane transport
Cellular component (GO): fungal-type vacuole membrane
Molecular function (GO): transmembrane transporter activity
Source: RefSeq, a predicted model, not a curated record